GUGGAGGAGCCCGUGUCGAAGCCCCCCAAGAAGGUCCGCCCUGGAUCUCCCGGCGCCGGCACCGGCACCGCCACGGGCACCCCCACCUACCCUAUGUGCCAGGUCGAUAAUUGUAAGGAGGAUCUGUCGACUGCCAAGGACUAUCACCGCAGACAUAAAGUUUGCGAGGUCCAUAGCAAAUCCUCCAAAGCCCUAGUUGCUAAGCUGAUGCAGAGGUUCUGCCAACAGUGCAGCAGAUUUCACCCACUUUCGGAAUUCGAUGAUGGGAAGAGGAGUUGUCGGAGGAGACUUGCGGGGCACAACUGGCGUAGAAGGAAAACACAGCCCGAGGACGUAUCCUCAAGGCUGACCCGCCCAGGAAGCAGGGGACCCCCGAGCAGUGGGAAUUUGGACAUCGUCAGUCUAUUGACCCUUCUGGCUCGGGCUCAAGGAAAAAACGAAGACCAGAGUGUGAAAAGCUUGUUGUCAUCAAAUAGUGACCAGCUCAUUCAGAUCCUCAAUAAGAUCAAUUCACUUCCUUUACCAGCAGACCUUGCAGCAAAGUUGCCCAAUUUAGAAAAUUUUAGGGGGAAGGCUGCUCCACAAAGUUCUUUCCAGCACCAAAACAAAUUAAAUGGAAAUGCAUCUUCUCCUUCCACCAUGGACUUGCUCACUGUGCUUUCAGCUACUUUAGCAGCAUCAGCUCCAGAUGCUCUUGCGAUGCUGUCGCAAAAGAGCAGCCUGAGUAGUGAUAGCGAAAAAACAAGGUCAUCGUGUCCAUCUGGUUCUGAUCUCCAGAAUAGGCCUCUCGAACUUCCUUCAGUUGGAGGAGGAGGAGAAAGGAGCAGCACCAGUUACCAGUCUCCCAUGGAAGAUUCGGAUGGACAAGUUCAAGGAACUCGAGUUGGUUUGCCACUUCAGCUGUUUAGCUCUUCGCCUGAACAUGAUGCUCCACCAAACUUGGCGGCUUCUAGGAAGUACUUUUCUUCUGAUAGCAGUAAUCCUAUUGAAGAGAGGUCUCCGUCAUCCUCGCCUCCUCUCCUUCAAAAGUUGUUUCCUGUGCAAAGCAUAGAAGAAACUACCAAUAAUGGGAAAAUACCCUUCAGAAAAGAAGUUAGUGGAAUCGUUGAGGUUCGAAAGCCUCCUAGUAGCAAUAUUCCCUUUGAACUCUUCAGAGAGUCAGAUAGAGGGGCUGACCGAGAUUUGUUUCGAACUCUUCCAUAUCAAGCUGGAUACACUUCUUCAGGGUCUGAUCAUUCGCCUUCUAGUUUAAAUUCUGAUGCUCAGGAUCGCACUGGAAGGAUAAGUUUUAAACUCUUUGACAAGGAUCCCAGUCAAUUUCCAGGGACAUUGCGGACACAAAUAUUCAAUUGGCUGUCUAAUUGUCCAUCUGAAAUGGAAAGCUACAUACGGCCAGGUUGUGUGGUUCUGUCAAUUUAUAUGUCUAUGUCAUCCAUUGCAUGGGAACAGCUUGAAGAAAAUUUGGUUCUUCAUGUUAAAUCUUUGGUUCAUAGUGAAGAGCUUGAUUUUUGGAGAAGUGGAAGAUUUUUAGUUUACACUGGGAGGCAACUAGCGUCACACAAGGAUGGGAAGAUUCGCCCGUACAAGUCCUUAAAAGCAUGGAGUAAUCCAGAGUUAAUCUCCGUGUCACCUUUGGCAGUUGUUGGUGGACAGAAGACCUCCUUUUUAUUAAGGGGAAGGAAUUUGAAAACUCCUGGUACCAAGAUUCAUUUCACAUCUAUGGGUGGCUACAUAUCCGAAGAAGUAAUGGGAUUAAGCAGGCAGGGAGUCAUAUACGAUGAGAUACACUCUGGAAGUUUCAAAAUUGGGGAUGCAUCACCUACAACUCUUGGUCGUUGUUUCAUUGAGGUGGAAAAUGGUUUUAGAGGAAAUAGUUUCCCUAUUAUUAUAGCUGAUGCUGCCAUCUGUAAGGAGUUGAGGCAUCUUGAGUCCGAGUUUGAUGAGUUUAAAGUACCAGAUAUCAGUUCAGAAAGUCAUUCAUAUGUUCCUGCGCAGCCAAGGCUAAAGGAUGAAAAUUUGCAGUUCUUGAAUGAACUUGGAUGGCUAUUCCAGAGAGAAAGGUUCUCUUCUGAGCUAGAUAAUCCAGAUAUUUUAAUUAGGCGGUUCAAACUUUUACUCGCGUUCUCAGCAGAGAGGGACUUUUGUGCGUUGGUUAAAACACUUCUUGACAUUCUGGUAAAGAAAUGCUUGAUCACAGAUGGGCUUCCAAUGAAAUCUUUGGAAAUGAUAUCUGAGAUUCAGCUCUUGAACCGGGCAGUGAAGAGGAGGUGCAGACGGAUGGUUGAUUUACUCGUCCAUUAUUGUGUAUCUGGCAUCGGUGAUACGGAGAAAAAAUACCUCUUUCCACCGAAUUUUAUAGGUCCUGGUGGUGUUACACCUCUGCAUUUGGCAGCUUCAAUGACAGAUGCAGAUGAUAUGGUUGAUGCACUGACAAAUGACCCGCUGGAGAUUGGAUUGAAGUGCUGGAGUUCCCAAUUAGACGCAAGCGGACAGUCGGCACGGGCAUAUGCUUUAAUGAGGGGUAAUAAUUCUUGUGACGAGUUGGUAAAUCGGAAGCUUGGUGACAGAAAGAAUGGUCAAGUUUCGGUGAGAAUUGGGAAUGAGAUAGAGCAACUACAGGUGUCAAGUGGUGAGGGGGGCAGGGUGCAGGCUAGAUCCUGCUCCAGGUGUGCAAUUGUUGCAGCAAAGUGCAACAGGAGGGUGCCUGGGAGUGGGACACACAGGAUGCUUCAUCGCCCCUACAUUCAUUCAAUGCUUGCUAUAGCUGCGGUGUGCGUUUGCGUGUGCCUAUUCUUGCGAGGUUCCCCGGACAUUGGUUUAGUUGCCCCAUUCAAAUGGGAGAACUUGGGGUAUGGGACUAUUUAAGUUUGUAUGGACUCGGAGAGAGUCAACGAAUAGAAAAAAAUGUGGGAGCAAAGUGGUGAAGGCCGAAGAAGGAAGCAGUGGUUGAUAAGACGAAGCCCUUCCUGUGAAAAAGAAACAAGAUAAGGGAGGAAAUACUAGUUGAAGUUGUUGAGGUUUAGCUAAUGAAGAAGAGGUCAACCAAUGGUAUUGUAUUAUUGCUGCUGUGAAGUGUGGACAAGACAGAAGACAAAAGGUUUGGGGUUUUGAAAUGUAAGAGAAGGCGCCGCUGGACGCCGAAGUUGAAUUCAAGAAAGAAGGUUGGGAAUGAUGAUGAAUGCUUGGAGAAGAAAGGAUGGAAAGAGAUUGAAAGGUUUGAUUUUCUUUGGUGAUCUGGCCUUCUCCCGACCCCUCUCACCUCCCUGCCCUCUUUUUCUUUUUUUUUUUCCCCUCUUUCUUUCUAUAUAUAUAUAUAUAUAUAUUAUUGUUUCUUAGUAGGAAGCCAUACAGUAAGUAGUAGUAUGAAUAUAAUCUAAUAUAUAUAAUUAUAUAUUACAGUUGCCGUCUAAAACAACACAUUGUAAAGUUGAUCCAAUCACAUUUAUACUUCUACAGACUUUUUCUGGAGAAAAAGAGGCCCAAGUGGCAAUUGACUGUUCUGUACCCAACGUUUUCUAUUCCAGUUGAACCAACACCUUUUCUUUUGCUAUUA
Molecule: messenger RNA, 3553 nt
Organism: Momordica charantia (bitter melon)
Lineage: Eukaryota; Viridiplantae; Streptophyta; Magnoliopsida; Cucurbitales; Cucurbitaceae
Product: squamosa promoter-binding-like protein 14
Cellular component (GO): nucleus
Molecular function (GO): DNA binding
Source: RefSeq, a predicted model, not a curated record